GUGUGUGAGGAUUUCCGAACGUCACGCAGCGCUGAGGGAUGCUGUUGACACACUGUGUGUAGAACCUUGGUCAGAACGCAAUGUUCCCAUCGUCGCUUCUCCUGCUGGUGCUGGUGCUGGCACUACCUGAGGGAGCGCCCUGUCCCGCACCUGGCCAGAAAUGUGCCGCUGCUGACAUUGCGGUGAAAGAAGGGGACGCCACUAUCGGCUUCUUUUCAUUGGAAACAGCGAAGGACAACAUUUUUGGGCGUCUCUACGCACGUCCUGAUGCCAGCUUUCAAGGAGUCACUGUUUCGGUUCAAGGAAUUCACGGGACAAGUGGAGUGUGGUUCCCUAUACCGAGCCAGUGCUUCCCUGACAGGUCGGCGUGGCACGAGGUGGAAGUGAGAAUGUGGAUAGAUAAAAAAAUUUCGACAUACUCGUAUGAAGGUUUUUUCGUAGCAGUUUUUGUGACAAGAGUUGAGGGAUGUUCGUUUGGAUGUUCGAUGAAUGUGGUCGACAACCAAUUCCACAGACUGGAAGUGUUGGCUCACGGCCCGUCCAGCUGGAGAAUGACCGCCCCUAAUGCUUCCUGCACCACAGUGAAGGUGCUCAGCCAGACUAACUUUCCUUUGAAAACUUGCCAAGGCUCUCCUUCCUCGAGGAAUCCAGUAAUGUGUCCCACCUCUGCGUCUCCCACGCGGUCCACACCUGCCGCCAUAUCUCAUGAAACACCUGCGCUGAUGCAUGUGCCAGUAGUGGUGGUGGUGGUGGUGGUGGUGGUGGUGGUGGUGGUGAUAAGUGUAGUUGUGGGGGUGAUGGUGGCGGUAAAAACUUCACUGGCACAAAGAACAACAGCAUCAUCCACCGCAGCCAGUGAGCCAGAGGCACCAAGGCGUUCCACGGCACCUCCUGCUGCAGCUCCCUCGCUCCCCAGUGACUGGCAUCUUGAAGCGCCGCGUGGCUGGCCCGUUGCGGCGCCCCGCCGCCCGCACUCCCCUGCGCGGCGCUGGCAGGACCCUGAGGAUGUGUACGAAGAAAUCUACUGUAACGCUGCCUGAAGACAUUCCGCUGAGCCGCCUGAAGUGCACAGGGACAGGUCUGCAUGCCGCCCUCGGGAACACUCCCUCCUACUAUGACCACCUCCCUCUCCUCUCCCCCUUCGCCCACCCCUCUUCCUCCUCCUCCUCCUACUCCUAUUCUUACUCCUUUACAUGUGCAUGGCUGUGUUGUUCAGCUGUGAAGGAAAUAAAUGUAAUUAUCAAGUUGUUAUAUACGUACAUGCAUGUAUGCACAGUGCAUCGAUUAUGAAGAAAAUUGAUAUACUUAAAAUGAUUUUUUCUAACAUAUAUUCCCUAAGUGAGUAUGUCUAUGAGUUAUAUUGAACGUGUUGUAUUGGUCUUAUAACAUACAGUUGUAUAUUUUCUAGUCAUCAUGUUCGCACUACUGUCGAUGUGCUUUUCGGUGUACUGCUGUGAUCAGCAUAAUGUUUUCACAAUGCAUUUUAUGUUCUUGCUUCCAGCAUUCAGGUCAGUGGUGGUCCGUAAUGUGCAUGGUGGAGCAAUGUUAGGCAAUCCUAUGUGUUUAACUGUAUACUUGUUAAAGUGUGACGAACGUCUGUAGCUGUAGCAGCUAUCCCAGACACGAGAGCAUCGACCACAAUGCUCUGGAGCCUGUACAUCUCUCUGUACCAGCUGUACAUAGUACUGUAUAUAAGAGAAGAAACCUCGAGGACUGUCACUCCCAUCAUCCACACAAAUCACAGGUACUAUUUGAAACCACAGGUACUAUUUGUCCAACACUCUUUCCACUAAUGCUCAAUCUCCUCCACCACCACCACCACUUCCUCCUCCUCUUCCUCCUCCUCCUCGUCCCCCUCCUCCUCCUCCUCCUUUUCCUCCUCCUCCUCCUCCUCUUCCUCUUCCUCUUUCUUUUCUUCUCUUUCUUCUCCUUCUCUUCCUGCUCCUUUUUACAAAACAGGAUUUGAGGAAUCACUCAGCACAUUUUACUGACCUUUUGGCACUGAACUGUCAACUCCCCUACGUCCCCCUCCUACACACACACACACACACACACACACACACACACACACACACACACACACACACAAAGCCUUCCCUCACUAGCAGGACGUUCACGAGUUUGUCACUCUUCUUCAGUGGUGCCUCACGCUUGCUGCCCUCCACGUGGUUUCCGUCACCUGCACUGCCUGUCACUCUUGUAAACAACGGCGGUGAAAACUUUAUCGCAUUACUCAAUAAGGUCUGGUCUGAUUGUACAUUCCCUAAUAAAGCUUCCUGCUUAUUACUGCAUAAAAACCUUCAUUGUACGUUAUGUAGUGUUUCUUGCGGAGGAUUCUUAUGUAGGCGCCUCACUGUCUUGUUCCUCCUUGGAUUUGAUACUCUUUCUACAAAAUCUUUUAAUAACCAUUUUUUUUCCCCUUUACGUCGUUUGGUACCAGACUUACAACUCUCCCCUUCCUUCUCUCUCUCUCUCUCUCUCUCUCUCUCUCUCUCUCUCUCUCUCUCUCUCUCUCUCUCAUCAUCUUUUGAGUCAUAUCCUUUUGGUGUUUGUCUUCUCAACAUUUUAUCUCACAUCCAUUCCCAGCUCGUUCCUCAGCAUUAGUAUUGUCAUCAUCAUCAUCAUCAUCAUCAUCAUCCGUCAUUAUUUUCUUGUUCUUGUAUUGUUGUUGUUGUACCUUUCUCAUCUUCAUCUUCUUCUUCUUCCUUCCUUUUUCCUUUUCCUUCUUGUCUUUUUUUCCCAUUACUCUUUACGUUCCUCUUGAUGUGCUUACCGUACCGUAAUGAUCUCUCUCUCUCUCUCUCUCUCUCUCUCGGGCGUUAUUUUGCACUGACUUUUAUUGUUUUUCUCUUUUCUUAUUUCUGCCUUUAAUUUUUACAGUUUAAUUUUCCUGAAUCUUAUUUUUCAUCGGCAUCUGAGCCACUCUCCGUCUAAUACUCAUGUUCUUAAAGUGGCGGUGGUGGUGGUGAUUGUGUUAGUGGUGUUAGUGAUUGCGAUAGUGGUGAAGGUGUGAUGGUUGUGCUUGGCAUCCGGUUUACUCUCUCUCCCCCCCACACACACACACACACACACAUCACCACCACCAUUACCACCAACAACUAUCUUUGGAAUAACCUUUACAGCUUCCUUUAAUCUCCGUGACACAUCCUGUUUACUAGUGUCUGAGUUGACUGAUUACUUCACACCAUGCGACAGUUUACAAAUUUUGAAUGUUAUAGUGAGGCAGUUACCAAGUGUUUAUAUGAGAAUGAUAUGCCCAAUACUAGUAUGUACUGGUAUAUUUCCUAGGAGAAACGUGACGAUGUUAGUUUGGUAAGUUGGUUCGUUAUCAGGUUUUGAGUUUUUCUUGUAUACGGAUUUAAGAAGCACUUUUUUUUCUGUUGAAUUCGAGACUCUAAGCGGUCUUUGUUUGGUUCCUUAAUGUCCUUUCUGCGUCAGUCGGAGAGAUGUGACUGUUUUCAGAGGGUAAGUUAAAAAAGUCCAGAGUUGUUAAUGCAUGAAUAUUAAGAAUAAAUAGCACCAUUUUUGCUUUUUACAAAACAACUUUAGUAUUUCUUAAAGCUUCAAGAUGUCAAAUAAUUCAACUAAACGCAAAUGUUACAUUAUAUUUAUGGUUCUAUAACAAUCGCUUGACUUGAGUGAUGUUUACGUGCAUUUCAGAGGACUUCUUCUCUUCAGCCAAAGAUUAGUACCUGCACAGCAAUAAACCAUCAAUCUUGCCUUGAGCCAACACGCUGUGGGGGCUGUAAAUCAUCCUCUGGGCACGCAUCACUCGGUCAGAGUUGUGACAUUUCCACUUCGCAGUGAACCCCAACAACAACAACAAUAACAACAACAUCCACGCACGCCGUUCGUAGUUCGACUCUUCUGCAACUAAUGAACCACGCAAUCAAUUAGAGAGAGGCGCCUGUUUGCCUGUGUUUUGUAACACUGUUUGCUUACAUCUGACAGAAUAGUAGACAAAGGACUCCGUGUGUGUGACUCGACGCCUUCAAGAAAUUAUCUAUUCUCUAGAAAUGAAAAUAAGUAGAAAAAUAGAAAAAUGAGUAAGUAAAUAACUAAAUAAGUACUCAUGUGAGAGGUUCUUCAGUCAGCAAACCAGUAAGUCAGUUAGCUAGCAGAUUAAUAAGUGAGUUAGUGAGUGAAAGAAGGAAUGAGUGAGUGAUUGAGUGAUUGAGUGAGAGAGCGAGUGAAGCAAUUGCACAGCCAAUCAGCCAGUCAGGUAAUGAAUCAAUAAUCCAGUUAGUCAUCGCUCGUUUAGUCAGUCAGACAUUCAGCAAAUCAGUGAAUUACUUGUAAAUCGUCAGUUAGUCAACCACCCAGUCAGUCAAUCAACCAAAACGGGAAUAAAUCAUCCCGUUAGUGAGGGAGUGAGUCAAUCCGAUACUUGGCCCACAGUCAAUACUUUGAGGCGAGGAGUCGUGGUGUGGGUAGCCAGUAAGUGACAUUUUUCACCUCCUACUUCCCCUCCUCCCCCCAACACCCUGUACCCGCCAAUACCUAUCAGUCGGACCUUGACGAGACGCGGAGAGGUUGAUUAUAACCGAAUGAACAAAUGAAUAAAUGAAAUGGAGAUGGUAGUGAUAGUGAUGGUGGUAGUGGUGCCUGGAAUGUGCUCUAAUACUUUUGGUGCUUUGUGGAAGUAUAGACUGUGGUGUGCAAGAGUUCCUUCACGAAUCCUGUGACAUUACCGGCCAAGACUUUCACGUGUCUUGCGUCUCCCUCAGUAAGGUUGUUCAGUCACAUUCUAGACAGCCUGACAAAGGAGGAUAAUAAUUUCAGGUAGCUUCUUUUUCAUAAGGAAUCGUUAUCGUGAAACUCUUUGGAUUUUCAUACUGAUUAUUUUUCCAAAGACCACGAAAAGUACAAGUCGGGUUCCUAUGGGUUUUCUUUUCCACUGAUGAUAUACUCGUAGAAUGCUGAUCAACCUACAACUAGAAACAUGAAAAUACUUUGCAAAUUCCCAAUAAUCUUUUAUUAUCCUAUGGAUGAGUCAGGUUAGCGAAACUUACACGUUCAGUAAGCGGCAGACUGACUCUUUACUUACUGCAGUCAUCAAAAGUGAAGUAAUCUACGGUGCGAUCUGCUGCAAAAGUUGUUUGGUUAAAGUACAAACAGAACAAAAGAUAACAUAACA
Portunus trituberculatus (swimming crab) is the source of this 5137-nucleotide messenger RNA. RefSeq lists its product as uncharacterized. The transcript has 2 exons. The coding region runs from base 81 to 1040 and encodes 319 amino acids. The record is from RefSeq and is a predicted model, not a curated record. NCBI's taxonomy places the organism in Eukaryota, Metazoa, Arthropoda, Malacostraca, Decapoda, Portunidae.